GGAACACUACCUUACAUCAAUCAUGAAAUUAUGGUAACCGCGUCCACUUCACGGGGAAACAGAAUUGCGACUGUAACAACCCAACAUAAAUCAAUCAGAUUCAAAAGGAAAAUCAAAUAGAGGCAGCUAUUUACUCAAAAGUUACGAAAUGAAUGGCUACCACAAUUCCUGUUGUCAUGACUGCAACACAUGCGGCAACAUUACAAUGUUGUCAACCGUUACCGACAAAAGUAGGCCGCAAAUAUAUGAGGAAAUACCAAAAGGAAGAAGACAUUUCGCUAAGGCACACUUGAGAACCUCCCUAUUUGGAUCCGAGAACGAGGAUCAGGAGCCAAAUAUUGCAAGCGAAUGUUUAAAGAAAUGCUGGUCGACGUCGAAGGCUAACCAUUUUGAAUCAAGCAAUGUUGCCAAUGUUAAAGAAAGUGAGGAAACCAAUUCUCCGGAAAUGCAGCAGAAACACCAAGCAGGAACGAAGGAUUACAAACGGAGCUUAAAGUUUGCUAAUUUGGAUUCAAGUGACAAUGAUGAUGAAUUUGUCGCAAAUCAGAUGAAUGGGUUAACGGGAUCACAGAAUACCGCUUUGACAGAAAGCAAAGUUAAGGCCAUCGAAUCACCAAGCUCCAACAUUUCAUCUAAAGGAGAAUACAAACACUGCUAUUUACCGUGGAAUCAAAAUCAAGCGGAAAACCUGUCCGCGCUGCGCUCUCCACACAACGACUUGGAUCAAGCAAGCCAGCUACGCGCAACAGAAAUAAAGAACUUCGAUGAUGGUGAUUUGAUAGAACAGGCAACACUUCGAGCAAAGAGGAGGGAAUGGGAACGAAAUAGGUCCAAAGUAUCCAACGAUGAUGUGUUGGUGAGCAUGGAAACAAAAAAGAAAACGUACGUACCAUUACAAGCACCAUGGUACACUGACCCCAGUGAAGAAUUUGGAGGCACCACACUACAACGGGCUUCGCUGACUCACCGUUUGGACUCCCAAACUAACACAACGAACGGAAACAGCAGACAUCAAGCUGAUUCCCCAAGACGAAUCAAAGAAAGGACAGAACUGGAACGAUCGGUGGUGGCGGUCUCAUCGCUACCCGCCGUCCCAUACGCACAACACUACUGAGCAAACCGCUUCAGAUUCAGCACACAGCCAACACAAGUUAUCCACACUGUCUUUGGCACGAACAGAGAUGGACACAGAAGAGUCAUGAUCGAGUCACAGUAGUAAUGCUCAACGGAUGCCCACCAGAUCCCAGUAGCUUAACUGGAUUGUCCCAACAUUUCAUCAAUCUAUUGACAAGCAUUUUCAUUCGCGCGGCAUCAUAAUGUCCAAUUGUCCAAACAAAUAUAUACAUGUGUGAAAGACCACUUGGUGCGAUGCGAUAAGUGGAUAACGACGGUAGAUGAAGAAUGCUCCUUGUUUAUAGUUUAAUACCAAAACGACAUGGAAAU
This is a messenger RNA of Dicrocoelium dendriticum, 1443 nucleotides long. The record is from the annotation of a GenBank genome assembly. Lineage: Eukaryota; Metazoa; Platyhelminthes; Trematoda; Plagiorchiida; Dicrocoeliidae.